AUGCUGGAGACCUACAGGAACUUCAUUGCUAUAGGAUACAAUUGGGAAGACCAUAAUAUUGAAGAGCACUGUCAAAGUGAUAAAAGAUAUGGAAGGCAGGAAAGAAGUCCUGCUGGAGAGAACCACUAUGAAUAUAUGCAGUGUGAUAAAGCCUUCACAUAUCACAGGCAUCUUCAAAAGCAUGAAGGAAUUCAAACUCAAGAGAGACCCUCUGAAGGCUUUCAACAUAGUGAAGCCCUCACAUGUCAUAGUAGUCUCCAAAUACAUAAAAGAACACAUACUGGAGAGAAACCCUACAAAUGUAAUCAAUGUGAUAAAUCCUUUUCACAGCUCAGGUAUCUUCAAGCACAUGAAAUAACACAUACUGGAGAGAACCCCUACAAAUGUAAUCAAUGUGAUAAAUCCUUUUCACAGCUCAGGUAUCUUCGAGCACAUGAAAUAACACAUACUGGAGAGAAACCCUAUGAAUGUAAUCAAUGUGGCAAAGUCUUUGCACAUCACUGUACUUUGCGCUUGCAUAAAAGAACACAUACUGGAGAGAAACCUUAUGAAUGUAAUCAAUGUGGCAAAGCCUUUGCAAAAAACAGUUAUCUUCAAACACAUAAAGUAAUACAUACUGGAGAGAAACCCUACAAAUGUAAUCAAUGUGAUAAAGCCUAUUCACAACAGAGUCAUCUCCUAAUACAUAAAAGGACACAUACUGGAGAGAAACCUUAUAAAUGUAGUCAGUGUGGUAAAUCAUUUGUAUCUCACAGUCAUCUUCAAGCUCAUGAAAGAAUUCAUACUGGAGAGAAACCUUACAAGUGUAAUCAAUGUGAUAAAGCCUUUUCACAACACCCUAGUCUCCAAAUGCAUAAAAGAACACAUACUGGAGAGAAACCUUACAAAUGCAAUCAAUGUGAUAAAGCCUUUUCACAAAACAGUAGUCUCCAAAUGCAUACAAGAACACAUACUGGAGAGAAACCUUAUGAAUGUCAUCAAUGUGGUAAAGCCUUUUCACGUCACAGUAGUCUCCAAACCCAUAAAAGGCAUCAUACCGGAGAGAAACCCUAUGAAUGUAAUCACUGUGGUGAAGUCUUUGCAUAUCACAGUACUCUCCAGAGACAUAAAAGCAAUCAUCUGGGAGAAGAACCCUAUGAAUGCAAUCAGUGUGAUAAAGCUUUUGCAUAUCACAUUCAUCUUCAAAGCCAUGAAAGAAUUUCAACUGUAGAGAAACCUUAUACAUGA
Molecule: messenger RNA, 1227 nt
Organism: Mus pahari (shrew mouse)
Lineage: Eukaryota; Metazoa; Chordata; Mammalia; Rodentia; Muridae
Product: zinc finger protein 431-like
Exons: 5
Coding region: 1-1227 (408 amino acids)
Biological process (GO): regulation of transcription by RNA polymerase II
Molecular function (GO): DNA-binding transcription factor activity; RNA polymerase II cis-regulatory region sequence-specific DNA binding
Source: RefSeq, a predicted model, not a curated record